Molecule: messenger RNA, 750 nt
Organism: Adineta ricciae
Lineage: Eukaryota; Metazoa; Rotifera; Eurotatoria; Adinetida; Adinetidae
Source: the annotation of a GenBank genome assembly
AUGCAUACCCUUUUUCGAUCUCUCGUUGUUCUUUACGUUUGCUUCAUUGUGAACAUAGUUGGUCUGCCGGUGAACUGUCCUAGUUCACCUGCUGAAUGGUGUGGAACAAAAGCAAUCGCAGCUGCCUGCGGAGUUACAAAGCAAUGCACAACGUUUGUAUGGAGCAAUUCAACAAACGAUCGUGUUAAUUUUACGAUUUAUUAUGAAUCACUAUGCGCCGAUUGCCGGCAAUUCACUAUCACUCAAGUCUGGUUCGCUUAUCAAGCUGUUGCUGAUAUCGUUAAUUUAACGUUCGUUCCGUAUGGUAACGCGCAUGAAGUCUAUCGACCUGAAACUCAAUUAUAUCAAUUCUACUGUCAACAUGGUCCGGAUGAAUGCUAUGCGAAUCUUAUUCAUACGUGCGCCAUUGCAUCUUAUCCAGACAUUCGUCAACAUAUGCCUUUCAUCUACUGCAUGGACGCAACAUUUGGUGAUGUGGAAACUGUGGCGAUACAAUGUGCUAAAAAUGCCAGUCUUGAUUAUGAAAAAAUCUCAACCUGCACAACUAGCCGAGUCGGAAAUCAAUUGCAACAUGCAUAUGCUGUUCAAACUGAAAAAACCAAACCGACCACCGCUUUUGUACCAUUUGUAACACUCAAUGGAAAUCACACAGAUGAAAUCCAAGAUCGAGCACAAACUGAUCUUAUUGCUCUAUUAUGUGACACAUACAAAGGUCCCAACCCGCCUGCUGGAUGCAAAACGACGACCUAA